Molecule: messenger RNA, 900 nt
Organism: Perkinsus marinus ATCC 50983
Lineage: Eukaryota; Perkinsozoa; Perkinsida; Perkinsidae
Exons: 1
Coding region: 1-900 (299 amino acids)
Source: RefSeq, a predicted model, not a curated record
AUGCGUCGAUCUCUUGAAAGAAUAAAACCAUCCGUUGCUCAGCCAAGAGCGGCUUCGACUAACGAUGUGACCGACGGCAAAUCUGUGGCGGUUUCGAAGGAGAAGAAGAAAAGGCUUUCAUCUGUUAAAGAAAUCAAAGACAUCUUGGAUUGCGACAGGCCGGCUGACGUUUAUUGUCGCUUUCAUGACUCUGAGUCCGUCCUAUGUUUUGCCAAACUACCAGGCGGCGAUUUCACUGAUGUUUUCUAUCAUCAUUUACGGAGUAAUAAGACCCAAAGCUGUCAAGUCCUGACUUAUCCAAGCUACCACGCCAAGAAAGGGGAGUGCUACAAAAACCCAGCAAAGCUUGAGGCCAAGUGGACGGAGGCAGUGGAAGAGGCGAAUACUAGCAGCAAAGGUUGGGAGAAAUCCAAAGCGCGAGAUAUUGAGAAGUUCCGUCAUCUGAUUCCCCUCCAGUGCGACAUCGACAUUGAAGGCAUAUCCUUCGACGUCAGCGCUAUCUAUGUCAAGUUUCCUACUGCUUUCAACGGCACCUUGAGCAUCGCUUUUUUCAAAAGCCCUGAGGAGCCGUAUAAAAUUUUGGAGUUCACUCGCGCUUACCCGACUCAUCUGGCAAGAUAUGAACUAAGGUAUCACAGUCUUGAGCCUCCUAUCGAUAUUGGGGCCGGCACUUUCGGUAAUCUACACAUGAGAGCUCAUGUGUCUUACGAUGGAAAGAAAAUCGAUGUCACUCUGCCAAAGGAUUAUGUCUUCUUUUUCAAGACAAGCUCCGGAGAACAAAGCGGUUCGAAAGACCAAAUGUUUAUCUUUCUCUUGGGGGAAUAUAAUAAAACGUUUGCCGUUAUGAAGUUCGGUGACAAAUGGGCGUUGAUGACGGAUGAAGCCGUUACUGAACGUUAA